This is a messenger RNA of Didymodactylos carnosus, 2487 nucleotides long. NCBI's taxonomy places the organism in Eukaryota, Metazoa, Rotifera, Eurotatoria, Philodinida, Philodinidae. The record is from the annotation of a GenBank genome assembly.
AUGUGGAAUGCUAUUGCUGAUGUAGCUGCAGACACUAAACGUGCAGAACGAGAAGAUUUUAACAAACGACGUAGUCGUCGUACUAAGUUGUGUAUGGUAAAAGAAAUGGAUUCAUCAUUAUCAUCUAAAAUGACUACAACAGCUGACUAUGCACCUAUGGAUGUUGAAGUAUUAAUUGAUAUAGAUGUAGACCCAGAAGAUAAAUCAGAUUAUCUAGCUGAUAUAUGUACUAGUAAUGGAGAUGAUAGUGACGAUAUUUAUAAUAAUAUAUUUGAAAAACUUGGUUUAGACAGUAAUUUAUUAAUGCAUGAUGACCAUGAUACUAACAGAUGGUAUGUACGUAAUUUAAGACCAUUACAUCCAUAUACAAACGUAACAACAGGUGAAACAUGCGAAAAUCUUUUACGAAUGAACAGAAAAUCGUCUUUAUCAAAAACAACAAUGAAUGAAAUAUUGACAGAAUUUUCUAAAGCUCUUCCAGUACCACAUAAUUUACCUACAUCGUUUGAUAAUUUAUUAAAUUGUAUGAGAAUUUUAGAUCUUUUUUGUAAAAAAGUUCUGUGUUCAUUGUGUUAUCAAGAGCUUGAUAAAGAAAAAAAGACAUGUAUGAACAGUAGCUGUCAACAAUUUCAGUCAUCUAAAGCUGAAACACAUAUAGUUUUUUCUGGCGAUAUAAAACGACUUUUAACGUAUAUUGUUUCUAGAACUUUAAAAGAAAUCGAUGGUUAUAAAAUAAUGAUAAAUGAUGACGUUUUUUUAAAAUAUGAUGAUGACAUAGUUUCUGGUGAAAAAUAUCAAAAUUUGUUGAAAAGUCAAUCAGAUGGUUUGUUCAUUACUUUGAUUAUACAUCCAGAUGGAUUGCCAUUAGUCAAAACAACAAAGUUGAGUUUAUGGGCACUUUCAGCAUCCAUUGUUGAACUUCAUCCACAAUUAAGACAACGUAGGCGCAAUAUGAUGUUAUUGUCGGCUUGUAUUGGUAAUGGUAAACCGGAUGUUUUUGGGUGGUUAAAUUCUGUUGUAGAACAAUUGAUGGAUUUGAAGCUUCGUGGUAUUGUAAUAAGAACGGAAACGAACGAAGUACGUCAUUAUUCCUGUUAUUUUCAUGGUAUUGUUGGAGAUUUACCAGGUCUUGCUUUUGUUUUAAAUUUCAAAGGUCAUACAGGUUAUUUUUCUUGUUUCUUUUGUUUUUUGGAAGGAAUUAGAAAUGGUAAAAUGUUGUUUCCAUAUACAUCUCCACUUUUACUUCGUACAUCUGAUGAUUGGUGUCGUGAUUCUGAAGAAGCUGUUCGUAAAAAAGAAAAUGUAUUGGGUCACCAUGGAAUAUCUCCUAUUGCUGAUCUUUUUGAUGGAGAUUUGCCAAAUUCAAUUAUGAUUGAUUAUUUACAUGCCAGUCUCUUGAGACAUGUAAAAACAGUUGUAGUAGAAUUGACAAGUAGAUUGUCGAAAAAUGAUUGCAAAAAGUUGGAUGAAUUAUUGAAAUCGCAAAAAUUUCCUCAUUUCUUCAAUAGGAAACUACGUGGUGUACUGGAUGUUUCGUAUGUAAAAGCAACAGAAUGGAGGAGUUUAGUUUUGUAUGCGCUAUUGCCGAAGUUUUUGCCAUUUUUUGAUGAUGAUAUUGUAGCUUAUUUAAGUCUUUUUGUUUGUGCAUUACGCUGUUUACAUGGAAGUCCAUUAAAUCAAAUUUCAAGACGUUCACGAGAAGAAAUAUCUGCUGUUUUAAUCGAUCUCUAUUUAAAAUUUCAUUCAGAAUACUUUGUUGAUCAAGAAACAUUAACUUGUCAUCUUCAUGCACAUUAUCCACGUCAAUUUGGUCGUCAUGGCAAUGUUAGUUGUGCAGCAACAUUUUCAUUUGAAGAUUUUCUUGGAAGUGUUGGUUCAUCAUAUCAUGGUUCAAGAAGUAUUGGAGCUCAGCUUGUUUUAUAUUAUAAUAUUGAUGUUUUUUUACAAGAUGAUGUCAUUUAUGAAGAUGGCGUUGUUGAUUAUUCAAAAACAUUGCCUGUUGAUUGUAUUGAUCGUUUUGAAGUUGUUGAUGAAAUUGUUGUACAGUGUCAUCGGCGAUUGUGUAAUUGUGAUAAUGUAAAUUCUUGUAUUUCUGUUUUUCGUCGUCAUUUCAUCCGAGGAUUUAUGUAUCAUUCAUUGUUAUAUAAUAAGCGUCAGACAUCCGUCAGUUAUUUUGUAGCAGAUCGUAAUAAUAAUGAUCAAUUAAAUUUUGGAAAAAUUCUUCUUUUUUUUAAAUUAAAAGAUAAAAUGUUUUCACUUAUCGAAAGUUAUGAAGAAAAACAUAAAUUUUCAGAUUUUUUUAUUAAUACACGAUUUUAUAAUAAUAUUUGUAAAGUAAUAGAUUUAUAUUUUUUUGUUGUACAAAAAAUAUCAUGUCAUGUAAAAAGAGUUGUGCCUGUUCAGUCUAUUUUACGUCAUUGUAUUGUGUUUGAUAGUAAUGAUGCUUUAGUCGUUACGCCAGUCUCGAGACUGGAUGAACACGAUUAA